Messenger RNA from Procambarus clarkii (red swamp crayfish), 3458 nucleotides. Its product is annotated as mitochondrial disaggregase. Gene Ontology annotation, biological process: cellular response to heat. Gene Ontology annotation, cellular component: mitochondrion; cytoplasm. Lineage: Eukaryota; Metazoa; Arthropoda; Malacostraca; Decapoda; Cambaridae. The record is from RefSeq and is a predicted model, not a curated record. Gene Ontology annotation, molecular function: protein binding; ATP binding; ATP hydrolysis activity.
CAGCUGGCAGUGUUGAUGUUUACAUCAGCAGCUGCUGCAGGGAGGCUGUUGGGAGGUUGCGUCACCGGUCACCUAUUCCACGUGUCUGGGAGAACACGUGGAAUUUACGUGUUCCUGAAGAACACCAUGAUGUUGAAGGUGAUGUUAGAGCCUUUAGCGAGGUUUAUGAGCUUCCAGUGCAGAUAUCCUGGAAGAUUGAUGAGUCUAAACCGAAGCAGAUUACCUUGGCGUGUUUGGGAGACCUGUGAUGCAAGGACCAUAUUUCCCUUCCUGAAGUGUAGCAGUAGUACUCUAAUGCCCUCAAGAAUGAUUACCUGCACUCUAAGAACAUGUUGUUUAGGCUCUCAACACUACAUAGAUUUUCUUAAAGUUCCAUGUGAAAUAAAUUUGAGAACGUCUAAAUGGAAGAGAAGAGGCACCAGUGGACCAGGCCCCGUGUGUCUUGCACUGAUGGUGGCUGCCUGCUGGGAUAUGAACAGGGAACAGAAAAUUAACGAGAGAGAAUUUAUUCUGGCAGCAAUGGUGGGCAACACCGAGCGAAUGAAGGAAUUCUUGAAAAAAGGAGUUGACGUAAAUUGUCAUCACCCUUAUGGUUGGACUGCACUUCAUGCUGCAGCUAUUAAUGGACGUUCACAAGCGGUCAAGUUUUUGCUUGACAACGGAGCUGAUCCCAAUCUUCCUGACAACUUCUCAAAUAUAUUUCAGGUUGCUCGUGAAAACAGAACUUCGCCCACCAGCGUGGAAGUAAUACGAGAGGGAGAGUUUAGCACACUUUUGAAUCAUAAUCAGAUGUUUCGUGGAUGUACUGCUCUACACUAUGCUGUCCUGGCUCACGACCAGGAGAGUGUCCAGAUCUUGCUUGAUGCUGGAGCUAACCCAAUGUUGGUGAAUGAAUAUCGCUUUAAACCGGAAGACUAUGCGAGGGACAUUGGUAUGAGAACAAUGAUGCAGAAGCAUUCUGAAAAAUAUCUUGCUAAACAAAAACAGAAAGAAAUGGAAGACAGAAGAAAAUUUCCUCUCGAGUUGAGAAUUAAACAGCGUAUAAUUGGCCAAGAGGGAGCAAUCGCCACAGUUUGUGGUGCAAUCAGACGUAAAGAAAAUGGCUGGUAUGAUGAAGAACAUCCUCUGGUUUUUCUUUUCUUGGGCUCAUCUGGUAUUGGUAAAACAGAACUCGCAAAACAGGUUGCUGAAUAUCUCCACAAAGGAAAGAAAUCGUCAUUUAUCAGAAUUGAUAUGUCAGAGUACCAGCAGAAACAUGAAGUGGCUAAGUUUAUUGGAUCACCCCCAGGCUACAUUGGACAUGAUGAUGGUGGACAAUUAACUAAAAAGUUAAAAGCCUAUCCUAAUGCAGUUGUACUGUUUGACGAAGUUGAGAAGGCACAUCCUGAUGUGUUGACGAUAUUGUUGCAGCUGUUCGAUGAAGGCAGGCUAACAGACGGCAAGGGAAAAACUAUUGAGUGUAAGGAUGCAAUAUUUAUCAUGACGUCCAACCUGGGAAGUGAUGAGAUUGCCGAGUACGGGAUGCAGCUAAGAGCAGAGGCAGAGAAAAUCACCAAGCAACGAUAUGAAGGACAGCCAGAAGAUAUAGAAAUCACUGAGACCAUCACCAUAUCACGCAGGUUUAAAGAGAAGAUCAUUCGUCCCAUCCUGAAAAACCACUUUCAGAGAGAUGAAUUUCUUGGGAGAAUUAAUGAGAUAGUAUAUUUCGUUCCAUUUUCAAGAUCAGAAUUAUUAAAACUAGUUAGAACGGAGCUUGAAAAGUGGUCAAAGCAGGCACACGAGAAACACAACAUAGAGCUGAAGUGGGACCCCAUGGUGUUGGAUGUGUUGGCUGAUGGGUACAACGUUUAUUAUGGAGCCCGAUCCAUUAAACACGAGGUUGAACGGCGCCUUGUGAACCAGCUGGCUAUGGCUUAUGAAAGUGGACUCAUUACUGCUGGAUGCACUGUCUACAUAUAUACAGAUAUUCCAACAUCGGAUGCUGAGAAGGCUAAGUUGCAAGACACACCAUCUGCAAUCAAGAUUCGUGUGAAAACAAAGGGGACUGAUAGCUUCACUGACGUAGACCCAAGUGAACACCUCAAGUUGCAUGACAAGAAGUAAAGACUGCAGCAAUCAAUGACGAUAGUGCAUGUACUGUAUUUAUAAAGGAUAAACCCGUGAUAAAACUGUUGAUAAUAAAUCAUGCGAGCGUAUAAUUAUUACAGGAUACCAAUUGUUGCAACACAUUGUCUUGAGAGUUUCAUUAUAUAAAUUGUUUUAUGAUAAAUUGCAGUUGUUUAAAAAUUUGAUUGAUAUAAAUUUAUUUGUUGGCGUACCAAAAAUUACAUUAGGGUUUUGCUGGCAAUGUUGCUAAUCGUAUUUUUGGAAAGUCAUUUACAAAUUUCUUUAUUGCAAAAUCAGGUGUGUACUGUAUUGUCAGCACUGUAAAUUUAUUGGUUUAUUUAGCAGUGCCAAUACUGUAGAUUUAACUUUACAAAAACAAUUUUGUUAACCUCUCUUUCAAAAUACAUCUAGCAAUGUUAUCAGCCAAUUCCUGAUACAGCUUCUGGUCCACACUAUAAUUGCUGCUUUUUCUCAGCCCAUCCUCCAAAAAUAAUAUUACUGUACUUAGAACAAGUAUUGGUGGAAUUUAUAAAAGUGGUCUGUUGUACCCCCCAAAAAAGUUUAUUUUGUACAAUUAUAAUUCCACAAAGGGCAUACAUACUUAAUAUGUAUUGGAACAGUAACUAUACAGCAUAACCUAACCUAUCCCAAGUUAGGUUAUGUAUAUAUGUAUCCAUAUACAGUUCAGUAUGGAAUACCAGAUCAACGGUAGUAUACAUCAUCUUAGGCCUACUUUAGUGCAUAUUGUGCAGUAUUACACAAUAUAUAUAUAUGCUAUACUGGGGCCUUAGAAAGUUUUGGUUUGGUUGUGGCCAUCUAUCUCGUGCCCUCUACAAAAUUACUAGUACAAGACGUAUUUAGUUUUAUGGGGAACAAGUCAAUUUUUGUUUGAUGUUCUACCCAUAACUGCUAUAAGUACCAUCAUUUUUGGAUGACAUGUUGUCUUCAUGCAUCUAUUACCAUAUUUACUGUAAAUUGUUAUUAUGAUCUAUCUUACAAUGUCUCUCUGACCUCUAAUAUAUUUAAUAUAUUGCAUACCCUCACCCAGAAUACUCGUUUCUGGUGUGGCCACAAUUUUGAAGGGGAAUUCUGCAACAUUCAGAAAUAUAAAUGGACAGUUGAGUAUUUACAUUGUAGGAGGAGCUUUCAGUAUCCAAGCAUUUGCAUGUAUCAACUUGAUAGUAUGUUAGAAAAUAAAACUAUCGAUAAAAGUCUUGUCCGAUUAAGGCUUUUUCUGUUUUUUUUUGUUAUUUUAAAAAAGUUAGCAGGUCUUACUGCAUAUGAUAGAGCACACAAUAUAUAUUAACAAUACAUUUUGAAUAUAAAAUAAUAAUUAUAUGGUAAAACCUCUG